Messenger RNA from Orycteropus afer afer, 408 nucleotides. RefSeq names its product family with sequence similarity 216 member B (gene FAM216B). The transcript has 3 exons. NCBI's taxonomy places the organism in Eukaryota, Metazoa, Chordata, Mammalia, Tubulidentata, Orycteropodidae. The coding region runs from base 1 to 408 and encodes 135 amino acids. The record is from RefSeq and is a predicted model, not a curated record.
AUGGGAGAAAACUGGAAAAGACAACAAAGGCUUCCGAAUGCUCCACAAAUUCCUUGCAUUCGAGUACCUCCCUUUGCCUCAGACACAUCAUUAAUGAAGGACCUGACCCGAGGGCAGCAGGGCUACUUCUAUAGCAUCAUGAGGAUUUACAGUUGUAGACCCCAGUGGGAGGCCCUGCAGGCUCGCUAUGUUCAUAGCCUUCAGCACCAGCAGCUGUUGGGCUAUAUUACUCAACAGGAAGUCUUGGCUUAUGCUGCUGUGCUGAGAGAUUCAACCAAGAGAGCUUCAGCCAAGGCAGUCCAUCAAAGAGCCAUCCAACCUCAGAAAGCUUCAGCCCUGGCAAGAAAAUGGCCACCAGCACAACCCGUGUUUGUGCUUCAACCCAGGGCCCAUAGCACAAGGCUCUGA